AACAAUAUCCUGCCAAAAUAUGCUUGAAACACUUAUCAUAAUAGCUGCCUCAGUCCGUAUCUAGUGGAUGUUGUCCACCCCUCCAGCUGGGGCUCUCGGCCCAAAUCGACCGAAGCUCGCCUGUUCUCUCUGCGCUCGUCGCAAGGUGAAAUGCGACAAGAGCGAGCCGUGCUCUAACUGCCUCAAGGCGCAUGCUCAGUGUAUAUACGAAGCCCCGGCUUCGCCUCGACCACGAAAGAGGGCUCCUGAUGAAGAGCUUCUCGCACGACUAGCCCGCUACGAAGAACUCAUGCGGAAUCACAAUAUCGAUUUCUCCUCACACACCCACACCUGGAUCCCUCCAAACCAGAAGUCUCAACCGAAGGAGAGUCAUUUAGCGGGCUCACGCGCUGAGAAUAUCAAUGAAGCUAGUGUCCAAGUAUCAUCACUGCUUACGGAUGACACGACCGCAGAAAGAGAACGAUGUUUGUGGUCGGAUCUCAGGCCAGAGCUCAAGUAUCCCUCUAUUCAGAGCCUCGGACACAAGGAUGACCCCGCCCUGUAUCCUACUCCUUCCCUUGGAGAGGCUAUCGCUGAUACGCAAAGCAUCCAUGACUACCAUCCCGAGCCAAAGCACAUUUACCGGUUGUGGCAGAUCUUCGUAGAAAGAAUCCACCCGAUGACAAAGAUCGUCCAUGUGCCUACCCUACAGCAGCGUGUCUUGGAUACUAGCUGCAAUUCAUACUGCGCAUCCAAGCCACUGACCGCUAUCUUAUUUGCUAUCUAUACCAUUUCAAUCACCUCUAGCUCACCCGGCGAAUGUGAGACGUAUUUUGGCCUGCAAAAGGCCGUUCUCUUGAGACAAUACCGAAUCGCAACUCUGCGUGCUCUCAUUGCAGCAGACUUUCUCACAACCACCGACCUUGAAGUUCUACAGGCACUGGCAUUAUUCCUUUUCUCUAACCCAAGAUGUGAUUUAACAACCACCCUGUCCGGCGCCGCCCUUCGGCUAGCCGAGAAGAUGGGCCUACAUCAAGACACAUCUGACCCCAACAUAACUAUCUUUGAGAAGGAAAUGCGCAUUCGUCUAUGGUGGCAGCUCCGCGGCCUCGAAGCUCGGUGUCGCAUUAGCUCUACACCAGGGAUGAAGCCACCACCCUCUUCCGAGAUAGGCGAUGUCCGCCUCCCACUUAACGUCAACGACGCGGAUCUGCACCCGGACAUGACUGAGCCUCCUCUGGAACACAAAGGUCCCACAGAAAUGAUCUGUGUCUUAUUGAAAAUGGAUGUUUCCAACUGGCGUCGACGCUCUCCGACAGCUUCUCAGCUCAUCGAAAGUGUGAUGCAAGGCUCGGUCAAGUCUAAGGAGAUAAUCGAACUGGAGAGCAAAGCGGUUGACGAGCUCAACGACAUAUACUGUUGGAGAAAUACUCGUAAUUCUGAUCCACACAUCCCCCUUCAUAGCCUAACUCAAGCCAUUGCGAAUCUCUCAAUUGCGCGGUUCAGGUUCAAAAUUCAUCAUCCUCGCCGACGGUUCGGCGCAGCUGGCAACGAGAUCUAUAUCACACGUGACGAACGUGACAUUCUGUUUGAAUCAGCCCUGACCUGGGUACAAUCCAUGAUGAAUAUUAGAAUACGCAGCAAGUUUCCCUAUUACUUGUUCACGCACUUCACGACAGAUACCUACAUGGACGCUUAUAUCCACAUUCUGCUUGAGCUGCGGCAACGACGCUCCGGGGACCGCGUAUCACUUGCUUGGCAGCUGGUAGAGGACCUCUUCAGCGAACAUCCUGAGCUUAUCGAUGACAGUAACCCUUUCUUUGUUUCGUUCACAGACUUGGUUUUGGAUGCAUGGGAAUCUCGCAGUUACGAGCUGGAUAAAAGCCAGGGAGCUUUAGAAGCCGUCGCCACGCCUCGAUUUAUCCAACGACUCUUUGAUAAGAAGCGUAACAACCGUCUGAGUGAUUUGACUUCCGGCUUGGAUUUACAUAACCCGGGGGGGUUUGAGUUGCAGGACGAAGAGGAUACUAGUUGGCUGUCUUGGGGAGACUUCCUUCAGUUGUGA
Aspergillus vadensis CBS 113365 is the source of this 2044-nucleotide messenger RNA. RefSeq names its product Zn(II)2Cys6 transcription factor. The coding region runs from base 68 to 2044 and encodes 658 amino acids. The transcript has 3 exons. The record is from RefSeq and is a predicted model, not a curated record. Lineage: Eukaryota; Fungi; Ascomycota; Eurotiomycetes; Eurotiales; Aspergillaceae. Gene Ontology annotation, biological process: DNA-templated transcription; regulation of DNA-templated transcription. Gene Ontology annotation, molecular function: DNA-binding transcription factor activity, RNA polymerase II-specific; zinc ion binding; DNA binding.